GCUGCCCAAAGGAUCAGUAUUGUCAGAUACAGCCCUUAAAAAUCAACCAUCGGUAUCAACCCAAAAAAUCUCUAUCAGUGCACCCCUAAUUUUGAUUUCUUGGCACUGUUUGCAGAUGGAUGGAUUUUCUUAGCAGUAGCGCCUGAUCUCUUUAAUAGCUUCACUGGAACUAACUGCCAUAAGCUUCUGAUGGUGUUUGCCAAAACAAGCCACUUAGAGUCGGAUUUGAAACUAUGCAACCUAUUAAACCCUAAGCAUCAGAGAUUACAAGGGGGAAGAAUUUGAAGCCCUGAUAUUGCUCUUGCUACUGACUUACAUCAAUUGCAUAGCAGCCCUAGCAGUUACAGCUGGUCACAAACCAUGCUCCAAGGGUUCAUAGUUCUCACUUAACCUGCCGCUCCAUUCACGGUUUUGAGCCUGCCUCUUUCCUGCGCUUUCCAAUUAGCAACCAUCAAUUGUUUUGCUCCCCCCACCCCGUCUCAGAUAGGGCCUCUACUAUUUAACUCCUCCCACUAAAGCCACUAUUUGGCAUGUGGUGGAAACAGGAAGUGAAGGAAGGUUCUCCCCUCCCCACCCCUGCCCAGAGGCGUGUGAUGCAUUUGCUCUCACUGUUGCUGGCUUGUUUUUAUGAGUGGUUGUUUUAUUUGCAUCUCUGAAUCAGGUGGUUCAGUUCUGUAUCCAGAUACCAAUAUGAUAAGCACCCCCCAGCCUCCUCCCCUAUUUCAAGAUUUCCCCUCCCCGCAUUUAUCAGAAUAAUUUGUACCAAUAAACAUCAGUUUUCUUCUACUGAGUAGAAAAGGUGCUGUCCAAUCUGGGCCAGACCUCUUACUUUGGGCCUGAUAAUUCACUUCUACUGAAAUCUGGAUUUACACAGAUGUAAACCUCAUUUUAAAAAGAAAAUCAGGUCUGCUCUAUCCUACCAUAGCUAUUUCUGUUCCUCUUAGUUGUAGUCAUUCUCCUGUGUUGCAAAGCAUGAACUCUUUAAAUCCAUUCUUCGUGUGUGCGGUUCUGGUGCUCACAUCCCAUCUGCAAGGUUAGACUGGAGUAGCCUGAAGGUUGUUCAAAGAACAGGAGCCUGGAUUUUAGAACAGACCUAAAUGUAAAGCAAGUUACAGCAUCCGCAGGGGAUUGAGACCCAUGCUCAAUUUUUAUAAAGCUGAGGCCCCAGGAAUAUCCCCCAGAAAAGCCUGACUGUCGUCCUGGUGCAGUACCUUCCCUACAGUCUCCAGUAUGAACUUUUACUUCAAGAGAUGUUUGCAAAAACAAUGAGCAGGAGGAGGAGGUCCUAUAUGCUCGGAUGGCCUCAGGUGAAGAGGGGUGACUUCCUCUACCCGUCUGUACAAGAAGCUGAACAACUCCUUUGCAAAACUGUAUUCGAAGAGAACUUUUUCCACUGAAAAACCGCCAAUAUAUUACCUUCCAGUCCAGGAAAAGUGAUGUUUGUAUUCCCAGCAGCUCUUUUUGUAGCACAGCAAGUAUUUGCCUAUGUGGAAGCACCUACACUAAGUAAUGGGUUCAGCCGCCUUCCUAUCUCAUCCCUCCUCGAUCUUUAAUUCGUUACAAAAUAGUGGUUGCCAUGGUGUUUCCCGGAGCCGUGGCAGAGCCAGGGCCGGCGGGCGCGCUGGAGUCGUGCGAGCCGUGCCGCUUGCAGCGGGUCUGCCGGCACAAGCAGCCGGGCGGUGUUUGUCUGUCUGUGCAGGGGACGAAAUCGGGCCGUUCCGCAGACGCCCGGCGUCUCCUUUAAGGGUGGCCUCUCCUGUUUCCCCUUCUCGGUCCCGCCUCCUGGAGCGCGCCGCGCCGCGCCGCUCCCAUGGCGAAGCGCUCGGGGUGUCCGCCUGCGAGCGCACGGAGGCGACUCGCGGGAGCAGCGGUGUAAGAGCAACACGUCCAGGGAAGGGACCAGCCGCACGGCAGUCUCCGGCAAGCAGCUACUUGUCGGGGGUGGGGAAGGAGCCUGGAGAGCCCUCCUCCCCCCUCGUAUUUUUUAUUUCUGCAAGUGGAAGGAAGCAUCCUUGCAGCAGACUUCCUGGGAGGGGAGAGCGAGGGCGAGGGCGAAGCGCUUGUUUUUGCAGCUGCUUGGGUCACUGCACCAGACUUUCUCCUGUGCCUGGACCCCGCUGUUUCCUGUUUUGUUUUGGGGGGCUCUGCUCCGUGCUGCGUCGGGAGCGGAGGUUGCUUUUUUUUUUUCUCGUGCUGUUGGCCCGGAUACUCCCUCCGCCUCCAGGUUUGGCCGCCCCUUCGCCCCGAUCCUCAUGAAAAAUCACAUCUGGGGCGGCUCCCCCCGGGCUCCCAUGGCUGCGGCGAUGCCGUGCAAGAGCGCGGAGUGGCUGCAGGAGGAGCUGGAGUCUGGUGGGGGCAGCUCGCUGCUGCUGCUCGACUGCCGCCCGCACGAGCUCUUCGAGUCCUCCCACAUCGAGACCGCCAUCAACCUGGCCAUCCCGGGCCUCAUGUUGCGCCGCCUUAAAAAAGGCAACCUGCCGAUCCGGUCCAUUAUCCCCAAUAACGAAGACAAGGAGCGCUUCAUCAAGCGCUGCAAAGCGGACACAGUGCUGCUCUACGACGAGGCCACGGCCGACUGGCAGGACAACGGCGCCGCCACCUCGGUCCUGGGGCUCUUGCUGCAGAAGCUGCGCGACGACGGGUGCAAGGCGUAUUACCUAAAAGGUGGCUUUAACAAAUUUCAUACAGACUACUCUGAGCAUUGUGAGCCUAAUAUUGACAGCUCCUCCCCCAGCAACUCUCCUCCUGCAUCUGUCCUUGGCCUGGGAGGACUAAGGAUAAGUUCUGAUUGUUCAGAUGGUGAGUCUGACAGGGAGCCAAGCAGUGCCACAGAGUCGGAUGGGAGCCCAGUUCCCAACAACCAACCUACCUUUCCUGUCCAGAUCCUACCAUACUUAUAUCUGGGCUGUGCCAAAGAUUCUGCCAACCUGGAUGUCUUGGGCAAGUAUGGCAUCAAGUACAUACUGAAUGUGACUCCUAACCUACCAAACAUGUUCGAGCAUGAUGGAGAAUUCAAGUAUAAACAGAUCCCCAUCUCGGAUCACUGGAGUCAGAAUCUUUCCCAGUUCUUUCCUGAGGCCAUUGCUUUUAUUGAUGAGGCCCGUUCCAAGAAGUGCGGUAUCCUGGUUCAUUGCCUUGCUGGCAUUAGCAGGUCUGUAACAGUAACUGUUGCCUACUUGAUGCAAAAACUAAACUUGUCCCUGAACGAUGCCUAUGACUUUGUGAAAAGAAAAAAGUCCAAUAUCUCUCCAAACUUUAACUUUAUGGGCCAGUUGCUGGAUUUUGAGAGGACUCUGGGACUCAACAACCAGUGUGAAAGCCACUCCCCCAGUGAGCAGCUCUACUUUACCACACCAACUAAUCACAACCUGUUCCAGCUGAAAACCUUGGAAUCCACAUGAAGGGAAUUAUGCUUGGUUGGGAAUUCAAGCAUCAAAUAGUUUGCAUUAAGCAUUUCAAAUAUGAAAUCUAUCAGGCAGCCUUGAAAGAACUUGUUGCUCCAAGUAGAGCGGUCUGCUGCUUUUAAAAGGCUAAUACCAUUUAUUAGUAUUCUGAUGCUAAUCAAAAUGGAUCAAAGAGGUAGUUUUUUCACAGGUCCAUUUAAUAUGGGGAAUAUUAUGGUGUUCUGAACACAGCUGUUACCAGCAAUAACUGCUUUCCUGGGUGUAUUAAGACUGGCAGAACACGCAAACACACGGAGCUACCUGUGUAUUAGUUUGUUUGGGGAAAGUAAACAACACUUAAGCACUUGGCCACCUUGAACAAAAGGUGUUGGCCCAAGACUGUUUUAAAAUCCAGGUUUACUUUUUUUAAAAAAGGUAAUCUUACUCUUGAGCAUUGAGUUCAAACUUUUUAAAUAUGUAAGUUCUUCACUGUUUGUACAGAUAUGGUUGCAAAACCAGUAUUUUAUUCUGUUCUUGUUUGAUCAUUUUUAAUCGAAUAUUUGUAUUGACCAAAUGCAUUUUGCACAAUUUGUGAAGCCUUGGUAUAUCUUGGCAUAUUACUGGGUACUCGAGAGAGACACGCACAUGCUGCUGCUGUUGCUAGCAUCUGAUAGAAAGUUUUACUCUUUGUGAAGGCCGGUUGGUCUUAGUAAUGUUUCACCACUUCCACACACACACAAUCACAAACUUUGCACUGAAUCAACCAAGGUGACUAAGCUGCAAACUUUUUUAAAAGCCACCCGUGCCAAAAAACACUGCUGUUGUCAGAGGUAAAUCUUGUUUAGCUUUGAGAUUUGAUAGAAGCAUGUCUGAGGUUAACUCUCAUUUUGUGCUGCCAGCUGGCCUGAAACAUUCCCACUUCUGAAGUAAAGAAAAUACUUGUGAUGUUGGCAUUUUUCUCUCAGACACUCUUAAGUGUGUGUGUGUGUGUGUGUGUGUGUGUGUGUGUGUGUGGGGUCGGGGGGGGGAGAGGGAAUCUAUUGCUACUGCUACUGUGCAUCUGGAGCAGCGCAAGGUUUUUUAUAGUAUGACACUACUAAGCAGUCAUGCAGACACUGAGAGGAGAGUGGAAAUACAAGAAAUAACAGAGGAGUAUAAACUAACAAAAAAACUGGCAACUUUUAAGAUGAUUGGAGCUUGCAGUGGAGGUUCUGAUGGUUUUUAUCUUUUCAAGUAACUUCUUGCAGUGCCUUCUAUUAUGAGAAGCCUUGUUUAUAUUUCUGGCUAAUGUCUGGUAAACAUGUUGUACUAAGCAGGGGAGGGUAAAAAUGGGAGGAGGGCAGAAUGGAUCUGAGGGUGUAGUGUCAUCCUCUUAUCCCCUUCUCUCCAUUUUAACUCUCAUACACCUGAAAAAAGCCACGGAUUUCCCUCCUAAAUAUCCCAUUUUUGUAUUCCCUCCCUCCCCCCCAAAAAAGAACAGGUUAUAGUGGAGGGAAGAAAACCAAACUCCGUGUAGAGAAAUUGUUUGAUGGUGUCACAUCAAUGUUACCUGAAUGGUGAUGGGUUUUUUUCUUCUUUCUGAUUUGUUAACAAUGUUGGGAUAGUGGGUCAUUGGGGAAGAGAGAAUGAUCAUGAGUAUGGUUGUGAAUGGGCAAGCAAAUUUGCAAAUAUUCUAAUUGCAUCUUACCUCAUCGAGGAAUUUAUUUUUCAGGGAUUUUUAGACGGUGCAUCUAUAUUGCAUUACAGCUAAGCUGGUUUGUAAAGGCUUUUUGUGCUGUAAGUAAUCUUUACUCUUUAAAGGGAAAAAAUGUAUCUUCUGACUAAUACAAAUGAAUGCUUGUUAGUGAGGCAGUCUUGCUUUCUGAGUUAUGAAGGAAAAUUAAUGACCCUAUAUAUCCUGAACCAAUAUUGGGACUUUGUUUAUAUUGCAAAUAAAUAUUAUUUUUUC
Alligator sinensis (Chinese alligator) is the source of this 5331-nucleotide messenger RNA. RefSeq names its product dual specificity phosphatase 7 (gene DUSP7). Gene Ontology annotation, cellular component: cytoplasm; cytosol. Bases 2253 to 3401 code for a protein of 382 amino acids. The record is from RefSeq and is a predicted model, not a curated record. Gene Ontology annotation, biological process: negative regulation of MAPK cascade; protein dephosphorylation. Gene Ontology annotation, molecular function: protein tyrosine/threonine phosphatase activity; MAP kinase tyrosine/serine/threonine phosphatase activity. The transcript has 3 exons. Lineage: Eukaryota; Metazoa; Chordata; Crocodylia; Alligatoridae.